CCUCCUUGGGCGGCGCAUCGCAGCCCUUCACGAUGAAGGCGGCUCUUCCGCCGGCGUCGCUUCCGCCGCCGCCGCCGGCGUCGCCCUCCUCGUGGGCGUUCUGGUGUGGCACUCCGGGCCGCGGGACGCUCGGCUGUGCGACGGUCGUCGUCGCCGCGGUCGUCGUCGCCACCCCGAUCGUGCUGCUGCUGGUCGUGCCCUCUCUGGUCGGCAUGUUCUUCAACGCUGCGACGCUGACGGUGCUAAACUGCACCCUCGCCGACCCCUCGCACUCCACGCUCUCCAUCGAGGUUGGGCUGGAGCUCAACAACGCAGGCCCGCUCUCAGUCUCGCUGGAGCAAUUUGACGCCACGCUGGUCGACCUCCGAGGGCGCGAGUUCGGCUGGCUCAGGUUCCCGUCGGUGACGCUGAAGCCGCACGGACCGACGGUCCUCAAGCUCGAGUCUCAGCUCGUGGUGCUGGACGAGGAGGCACUCGCUGCCGAGGGCUCAAAGCUGCUGCACGGCAAGAGGAUCGCCUGGGACGUGAAGGGGCAGAGCGCGGUGGUGGUGUACGGGAUCCCCUUCCGGGUGGACGUGUGGAAGCGGCUUGAGUUCCUCGGCGCUCUGCUGGAGGACUUCGAGGCGCGGUCCCUUCAAGUCACGUCCGCCAACGCCACCGAAGGGACCCUCGACCUGUCCGCCGAGAUCUCCUUCCUCUCCGUCUCGCCCUUUGAGUUUCUGCGCAUCGGCACGCUCGAGGUGGAGCUGUGGUACAACCCGGACGCCAACGACGUCUCGCUCCCGGGCCACUCGGCGGCGAGCCAGCGAGUGCGCGGCUCGUGGCUCUGCCGGCCGCAGUGCCGCGAGCGCGGCGACUGCAAGGAGGACGAGUGCCCCGCUGGCGGCGAGCUGUCGCUAAAGAUCGGCGUGGCGUUCUUUUACGAGUUCGAGGUGCGGCGCGGGGCGAUUGGCAGCCCGCGAACCCCCGCCUUGAGCGCGAGGGUCCUGCUCGACAGCAGCGCAGCCGGGGCUGGCGUCGUCGCCGGCCGGUGGGCGUCGAGGCAGGACCAGACGGUGAUCGCGCUCGGCCCCACCAACAAGUGGUUCUUGGACCGGAUCUGGCAGGGCCUCGUCACCGUGCAGGGCGCGCCCAUCUCGAUCCUUGCCGGCGCGCUCGGCACGCGGGAGACAUUCGUGCUCGGCUACAACGUCCAGACGGGCGAGACGUGCGACCUCUACAACCAGGACGAAGACGGCGCGCUCGUCACGGCGCAGAACCCAUUCAGUCGCCCCAUCGCCCUGCGCGACAUCGACUACGAGGUGAGCUUCACCGAGCCGAUCGAGUACAGCGCAGGCUUCCACCUCGAGGCCCUCGCAGGCAUCGACCAGAAGCUCGUCGAGAUCUCGUGCGCACCGACCGCCACCUUCGCGCGCAUGACCUCCAGGGCUGGCAUCUGGGCGGGCACGCCGCGCCACCGCGGCCCGGACGGCCGCGGGUACCGCGGCAACGCGAGCGAGCGGCUGGCGGCGCGGCUGGCGGACGAGGUCAUCCCACUGCCGGCCCGCGGUGUCGGCGGCGGCAAGGGCGCCGGCACCUCCUCCUUCUUCCUCGCCGCCUCGGCGGUGCCCGGCGUGGCGGAGGCGACCAACGAGAACGGGGACACGGGCCCGUGCGUGCUCGGCAUCCCGAACCUCGACCCCUUCGACUGCUGUCUCACGACGGUCUUCACCGCCGUCGGCUGCAAGGCGCAGCAGCGCGGUCGCGCGCACGUCGACGUGCGAGCGCGCGGCCGCGUGACCAUCGAGGUGGACGGGCUGCGGCUAGUGACGUACCCGCACUUCUCGCUCCCGCUCUCGUAUACGGGCGACGUCCUCAACUUCAACGCCCUCGAUGGGCUCGGCGUGUCCAACGUCGGCGCUGUCACGCACGCCGGCUUCGACUGCACCGACUUCACCUUCAAGGGCGUCUCCGAGCCCCUGUGGCCCCUCGGGGUCGGCAAGUUCCCUCCUCCGCCUGUGACGCCGUCGCCGCCCACGCCCCCGCCGCUGCCCACGCGGCCGCCCUCCGCGCCGCCAACCGCGGUGCAGGGCAAGACCGCAGCCCGCUCCCUGUCCGUCUGGCUCCCGGUCACUAUUUGCAGCGCCUUGGCCCUCCUCGGCCUCGUCGCUUGCGUGCUCUGCUCGCGCCGGAGGCGACGGCGGCGGCGCUCCCAGCCGGAGCAAGGCCGGAUCGCCCUGAGGCGAGGCCACACCGUCGACGCCUUGAAGCAAGCCGCCCCUGCGAUGCCCCCCUAGCUUUCGCCGUAGCGAGUGAUACGUAGCCUACAGUACAGUUCCCUGCCUGCGACGCUCAUGCACACGUAUACGUAUGUGCGUGGGGGCGUUGAGUGGUUGGGGUCGCCGAGGGACGUGCGAUUUUGUCGAGAGAACAGAGACGAUGUGGAGGUGUCUAUUCUCUCCGCGUUGCUCGUGAGAUGUUGCUCGUCGAUGUC
This is a messenger RNA of Emiliania huxleyi CCMP1516, 2473 nucleotides long. RefSeq lists its product as hypothetical. NCBI's taxonomy places the organism in Eukaryota, Haptophyta, Isochrysidales, Noelaerhabdaceae. The record is from RefSeq and is a predicted model, not a curated record. The transcript has 3 exons. The coding region runs from base 33 to 2276 and encodes 747 amino acids.